CAUGAAUUUAGAUGAUAUUUAUAAUUGGUAAACUCUUUAUCUCUAAUAUACGUUCUUAGGAUUCUGAAACAUCAAAAUAAUUAUCCUGGAAAACACUAGGAUUCUUAACCAAGAACUGUUCCAUCAUAUAAACCAUUAGAACCAAAAGCAUAAGUAAUUUUCAAUCUUUACUUUUUUAGUUUCAUAUUGUUAUUAAGGCUACUGCUGAAUAUAUUAAAGAGAAAAUGCUCAAUGGAAAUGUAAAUAUUAAUUAUAUACUUUAAAAGGGUGUUAAUCUAAAAGAAUUUGGAGCAUUUACAAUCGAAAUUAUUUCAGAUUAUGUUAAACCAUUAUAGCAUUCAGGCUUUAAAAUGACUGAAGAUUUAGACAUCUAAAGAGCAGAUCGUAAACAUGUGCACACAAUUAGGUAUUUUUGCCUUAUAAUUUAGACCAUGUUUUAUUCCAGAUAAUCAAUUCAAAUACUUUUUAUAGAGAUAUCCUGGAAAAGAAGAGGUUAGUAAGCCUUAGAGUCAACAUUCAGUAUAUUAAAAGGGAUUUGGAAUGAAUUUUUGUAAUUCAGGACCGAUUGCUGCAUCAUGGUAAUAAUAGUUGUCUUCAUUAUAUAGUUAUUUAGGAAAAGAUGUUGUAUAAUCUAUUCACUAUUCUUUAAUUAAAGCUAUUUAAGAUUUAACUAGAUUAGGACAUGAUUUGCAUAUUGAUUUUGGGUUUAUUAAAAUCAAUGUGCUAAACAAAGAUCUUAAAUAUAAAUAUGAAUAAUCAUUUAUUAAUAAAUUGAAUCAGACUGAUUACGAAUUAAAAGUAAUAAACUCACUCAUUGUUUGUAGAUGCGUAAGUCAGAUAUGGCUACAUCUCAACAUUGGAGGACUACUUAAGAAGAGAAAUGGUCUAAAAGUACUCUAAACCAUUUACUUACUAAACCAAAUCCAAAUUAAGUUUAAGAUAAUUAUGAGAAAUCUAUGGCUCUUAAAAUUAUGUCAUUAGAUCUCAAUACUGCAGAAUAAACUAAUUAUAGUAAAAACUAAAAAAUUAAGUUACCAAUAAUAACUAAAUGA
Paramecium sonneborni is the source of this 1052-nucleotide messenger RNA. The record is from the annotation of a GenBank genome assembly. NCBI's taxonomy places the organism in Eukaryota, Ciliophora, Oligohymenophorea, Peniculida, Parameciidae.